Clupea harengus (Atlantic herring) is the source of this 726-nucleotide messenger RNA. RefSeq names its product mitochondrial ribosomal protein S14 (gene mrps14). Gene Ontology annotation, biological process: translation. The record is from RefSeq and is a predicted model, not a curated record. NCBI's taxonomy places the organism in Eukaryota, Metazoa, Chordata, Actinopteri, Clupeiformes, Clupeidae. Gene Ontology annotation, cellular component: ribosome; mitochondrial small ribosomal subunit. Gene Ontology annotation, molecular function: structural constituent of ribosome.
GCUUUUCUCCGGCAUAUUCCAGCCAUGUAUUGUGGCUUACUGUGGCUAGCUCCACGGAACUAACAUGGCUGCCUACAAGGUUGUCUGUUCGGGCUUUGGACUAUUGCAGUCAUCCCUGAAUUUAACAAACCAGGCCCUCAGGUGCUCAUGGGGUGCGGUGGAACAGGUCAGAGGCUACUAUGUUGACUGGCGGAUGGUUCGAGAUGUGAAGAGGAGACAGAUGGCCUUUGAAUAUGCAGACACAAGACUUCGCAUCAACUCGCUGAGGAAGAACACAGUUCUGCCAAAGGAACUUCAGGAAAUUGCAGAUAAGGAAAUUGCCGCUUUACCUCGGGAUAGCUGCCCGGUGCGCAUUCGUAACAGGUGUGUGCUGACGUCACGGCCACGCGGGGUGAAGCGGCGAUGGCGACUCAGUCGCAUUGUGUUCCGUGAUCUGGCGGACCACAACCAGAUGUCAGGGAUCCAGAGAUCCAUGUGGUGAUGGGAGACUACACUGAAGGCUCAUGGAUCACCUUGUUCCUUCUCCAUUCAUGUCUGAUGAUUAUAUGAGGCAAUGGUAUUUUGCCCUCUUAAUAACUGAUCCACCUGGAUUUCCUCUUCAUAUUUGAUGACCCGUAUGUGAACAGUUGCAUGACUUCAUCUCCACAUGUGAUAAUUGAAGAUGUACAUAGAAUUUCAUAUUGUUCUCUACUUUACAUUGAUGAAUAAAGCAAUGCAUAAGUUAAA